AUGGCAUUGCCUGUGGUUCGCAGCCUCAUCGAGUGCGCCGAGUACAACAAUACGGUAGCACCAUACAUAUAUCAGCUUCAGCCCUUGCCACAGGUAUUCCUUCAAUCUGCAGCCAACAUUGCCGCCUUGAAACAACUCUAUCUCGAUACAAAUCCUCUCAUCUCCGCCAUCGCUUUCUCCAUAGCCAUUUCUCCCAUCUUUUUGGUGAUUUCAGAGAUCAACAAGAACUACUCGCAGGUCGAUCGCGUCUGGUCAAUACUACCGACAAUCUACAACGUUCAUUAUGCGGUGUAUGCACAUCUGGCUGGGAUUGAAACGACCAGGCUCAAUCUUGUUGCUGUCAUUAGUGCAAUCUGGAGUACGAGGUUGACCUACAAUUACUAUCGCAAAGGCGGCUACUCAAUCGGUAGCGAGGACUACCGUUGGGCCAUUGUCAAGAAGCAAGUUGGACCAGGAGUGUUCUUCCUGUUCAACAUUGUCUUCAUUUCUCUUGCCCAGUCACUUCUUUUGGCCAGUGUCACCAGUCCAAGUUAUGUGCUACUCCUUACUUCAAGGUUGGCUACCUACAGUUCCAACGUAUCGAACUUCAGCUUCGAAGACAUUGUCGCAUCUGCUGUCAUGCUGAGUGCAAUAGCCACAUCUUUCAUUGCCGAUCAACAACAGUGGAAUUACCAAAAUGCCAAGUCAGCUUAUCGACAAAAUGCAAAGGUACCGGCUGGAUAUGAGCAGGAAGAUUUAGACCGCGGCUUCCUCACCAAGGGAUUGUUUGCCUAUUCUCGCCACCCCAAUUUUGCUGCUGAGCAGACUGUCUGGGUGGUGCUCUACUUGUGGUCCUGUCUAGCGACGCGGACAUGGUACAAUUGGACCGGCAUUGGCGCCCUCUCGUAUCUGCUGCUCUUCCAGUCCAGCACCUGGCUUACCGAACUGUUAUCUGCACAGAAGUACCCGGAGUACAAGAUAUACCAGCAGAAGGUCGGGAAGUUUUUGCCUCUCCCAGGUUCAGGUCGUCCAGUCUUUCCAGGUCAAACAAAGCACGCCAGUGGUAACCAUAUCAAGGACGUCGAUGCAGUCCAGGCAAGACAAAGAUACGAUCUAAGAUGA
This is a messenger RNA of Exophiala xenobiotica, 1101 nucleotides long. RefSeq lists its product as uncharacterized. Gene Ontology annotation, cellular component: membrane. The transcript has 2 exons. The record is from RefSeq and is a predicted model, not a curated record. Lineage: Eukaryota; Fungi; Ascomycota; Eurotiomycetes; Chaetothyriales; Herpotrichiellaceae. The coding region runs from base 1 to 1101 and encodes 366 amino acids.